This is a messenger RNA of Aspergillus tubingensis, 1512 nucleotides long. Its product is annotated as putative amino acid transporter. Gene Ontology annotation, biological process: amino acid transmembrane transport. Gene Ontology annotation, molecular function: L-lysine transmembrane transporter activity; L-arginine transmembrane transporter activity; L-glutamate transmembrane transporter activity. Gene Ontology annotation, cellular component: fungal-type vacuole membrane. The record is from RefSeq and is a predicted model, not a curated record. Lineage: Eukaryota; Fungi; Ascomycota; Eurotiomycetes; Eurotiales; Aspergillaceae. The transcript is spliced from 5 exons. Bases 1 to 1512 code for a protein of 503 amino acids.
AUGAUGGACGACGAAGCUUCCGUCGGGAUUGGCUCCCCUCGAGCCGGUUCUCGAAGACACGGCGGCAAAGGGAAACGAAGCAUCGGACAUCAUGGCGACGCCAGUUGGGUCAGCUGUGUGAUCAACUUGGUCAACACAAUUAUCGGUGCCGGUGUUAUGGCCAUGCCGCUGGCCAUCUCUCACAUGGGAAUCGUCCUCGGUGUCUUUGUGAUUCUGUGGUCAGGAAUGACCGCAGGUUUCGGUCUAUAUCUCCAGUCUCUAUGUGCCCGAUAUCUCGAACGAGGCACUGCAUCCUUCUUUGCCUUAUCCCAGAUCACCUAUCCUAAUAUCGCUGUCAUCUUCGAUGCCGCCAUUGCGGUCAAAUGUUUCGGAGUCGGUAUCAGCUACCUCAUCAUCAUUGGCGAUCUGAUGCCGGGCGUGGUUCAAGGAUUCGUUGGAGGUGCUCCCGACUAUGACUUUUUGGUGGACCGGCACUUCUGGGUAACAGCCUUCAUGCUGAUUGUUAUCCCUCUCUCGUACCUCCGUCGCUUGGAUUCGCUCAAGUAUACAAGUAUUGCAGCUCUGGUCUCGAUGGCCUACUUGGUGGUUUUGGUCGUAUACCACUUUGUGAAGGGGGACACCAUGGAGGACCGUGGUCCGGUUCGAGUGAUUCACUGGGCAGGCCCUGUACCUACCCUCAGCAGUCUGCCUGUGAUUGUUUUCGCGUUUACAUGCCAUCAGAACAUGUUCUCAAUCCUGAACGAGAUCGGCAACAACAGCCAUUUCCGAACCACCGGUGUUGUCCUGGCCAGUAUCGGCAGUUCUGCCGCCACUUACAUUCUUGUGGCCAUUACUGGGUACCUCUCCUUUGGAAACAGUGUCGGCGGAAAUAUCGUGAGCAUGUACCCACCGGGUCUUUGGGCCACGAUUGGCCGCGCUGCUAUCGUCAUGCUUGUCAUGUUCUCGUAUCCUCUUCAGUGCCACCCGUGCCGGGCCUCCGUUGACGCAGUGCUGCGCUGGAGGCCCAAGUCCUCGUCCAAUAGCGACACCUCCCCUCACCGGAACCCCCUCCUGGGGCAGAGGGGCGGCCGGACUGCGGAGCCGAUGAGUGACCUCCGAUUCUCGAUCAUUACGACUACCAUCCUUGUCCUGAGCUACAUUGUGGCCAUGACUGUGUCUUCCUUGGAGGCCGUUCUUGCGUAUGUCGGCAGCACAGGAAGCACCAGCAUCAGCUUCAUUCUCCCCGGAUUGUUCUAUUACAAGAUCUCCUCUCCCGAUUCGCCCCACCACCAGCGUCUGAUGAAAGAAGACGACGAAGCAGCGGAAGGUAUGCUAUCCGAUGAUAGCAAUGAUGAAGACGGAGAAGAGAGCGUGCAGGCACGCCCCCUAACCGACAGCGGCAUCCUCCGCCGAGGAAAACGCAACUGGCGCCGAACCCUUCUACGAAAGUUAAGUUUGGCACUCGUAGUAUACGGGGUGGUGGUUAUGGUCGUAUGCCUGAUCACGAACUCUGUUUUCAUUGCUUCUCACUAG